UAGCUUCGCACUUUUCAUGGCGAACGUGUCUCGAAGGAAACAAUGCCCGCAAACUCAAACUUUUCCUCACUGAUAGACUCCAACAGCGUCAAACACACGCUCACGCUCACUCUCACUCUGCCACUUUACUCACUGCGGCCAAACCCCAUUCACACACACACCCUCAGCUACUUUCUUCUCUCUCAAACACACAGCUGGAGAAGCUGCUCAUCUCCAGCUCUAAUACAAGUCUAGAGACAACAGAGACCCUUACACUUUCUUCAGUUUACCCCCACCUCUUCAUUCAGACCGAGGCCUGUGUGGGUGAGUGUGUAUAAAGCCCAGUAUGGCUGAGCUGGGUCCUGAGCUGUUCACGGAGCAGGAGCUGACCUGCUCAAUCUGUCUGGACCUGUUCAGUGAACCCGUUUCUACGCCCUGCGGACACAACUUCUGCCAGGGCUGUAUCGGGGGCUACUGGGCGUCCAGCUCCGUCUACACCUGCCCGCUGUGUAAACGACCCUUUGACGAGCGACCCGAGCUCAGCAUCAACCGGGUGUUCGCCCACAUCGCCCAGAAAUACAGAGACAUCCAAUAUGGAGGUCCGCCGUCCGCCAAACCUCGCCAGAGGACACUGGCCAGUGUGUCUGUUCCCAUGGCAACCAGCACAGGGGAGGAGGUGCUGUGUGACAUCUGCACAGGCAGGAAGGAGAAAGCGGUCAGUUCCUGUCUGACUUGCACAGCGUCUUACUGUGAGACACAUGUGCAGCCUCACCGCCAGGUGGCAUUCUACACGUCCCACCGGCUGCUGGACCCCCAAGAGGCACUGCGUGGCCGGACGUGCCGUGAGCACGGGCGGCUGCUGGAAGUUUACUGCAGGACUGACCAGCGCUGCAUCUGCGCCAUCUGUGUACUAGAGGAGCAUCGGACACACACCACAGUGUCCGUGCAGACUGAAAGAGUGGUCAAACAGAAACAACUGGGCAAAAUUGAACUGGACAUCCGAACAUCCAUUGAGAGGCGAAUGAUCCGUCUAAAUGAACUAAAGCGGCAACUACAGUCACUUAGAAACUAUGCCCAUGCUGAGCUGUCAGAGGUGGAGCAGGUUCUUGCAGAUGUCAGUCAUUCUGUGGAUCGAAUCCGUAGUGAGCUUGUGGGCGGGAUCGAGGAGAAGCGAGACGAUGUGAUUGGUAAAGGCGAAAGGAUUGCCUCACAGCUGGAGGCGGAAUUAGGGCAGCUGCAGGAGCGCAGGACUCGACUGGAGGCUCAGACAACUUCUGAAGAUCACAUUGCCUUCCUGCAGAGCUUCGAGGAGGCUAACAUCCCCUAUCACGACAUGGGUGCUCUAAACCCAGAGGAGGACGGGGACCUGGAACUGCACUUCUCUCUGGGGGAGAUAAAAGCUGCUCUGGGAGAUAUUCGAGAACGGCUGGAUGAUAUUCACAUGGGGGAGGUGCACUACCGCCACUCAGGGUCUUUUCUGCCAGAGUCUGAGAGUAUGAUGAGUGUUCGAUCCCUGAAGAAGAAGGAAUUUUCACUCAGAGAUCUUCGGAAGAUAAAAUCAAGUCACAAAAAGGUUAAAAUGUACCUUGAGGACGUAACUCUGAACCCGGUGACGGCGUACCCAUUCCUCAUCCUCUCUGAGGACAGAAAGCAGCUGAAACGUGGAGAAAAGCUGCAGUUCUACAGGAACAGCACGCUGCGCUUCGAUGUGUGGUCCUGCGUCUCCGCCAAGGAGGGAUACGAAUCAGGACGACACUACUGGGAGGUGAAUGUAGGUGAUAAUAAGGACUGGAAGGUGGGUGUAAUGCGUGAAUCGGCUCAGAGGAAGGGUCUGUUUGAUAUGAGUCCAGUGAACGGCUACUUCGCUCUGUGGUGGAGCAGCGGUCAGCUGCGCGCUCUCACCACCCCGCCGCUCAGCAAAGUGAAGGGAGCCGGCCGUCUGCGCCAUGUGGGCGUUUACCUGGACUGUGAGGAGGGUCAGGUGACCUUCUAUAAUGCCAAAACAGGCUCAGAGGUGUACUCCUUUACCAACCACACCGCCUUCUCCGAGAGAAUGUUCCCUGUGUUCGGAACCGGGGAUAAAGAGGUUCCACUGGUUCUGCUGACCACAGUUCCAUCCUUUCCUGAGUGAGAUCAACAGUACACUGUUCACAGAGGAAGAUGAAUAUAGAGUAAGAAUCAGGCCAUUAGAAAAUGUGAUUUAAAUGCUAACAUUUUAAAUGGAUUAUUAUUAUCAUUAUUAUUUUGAAUUUGUGGUAAAACAGCUGGAAUUCCAAUUUAAAGCAAAUAAUGUUUGGUAAAAAAACUAUUUUAACCCAAAAUCUGAAUUUCCCUUGUUACUUUGUGCAGUUUGGAAUUCAAAAUGAACUGACUAUUUAAUACAAUUUCUAAUUUUUCCUACAUUUUAAAAUAAACGUUUAAAUUAGCAAGAUCUCAAAUUAACUGUUACUUUAUCAAGAGCCAUGGUUCAAAAGUGUGAAUCUAGAGACUCUCAGUAGUUCCAAUUGUAUAGCUAGGGGUCAAAAGUGGGUUUCACAAGUGGUUGCUUUGGGGUUGCCAGGUGGUUGAUGUGCUUUCACGGGUGGAUACUUUAGUAUUCCACUUGGUAUCUUGUUGCUAGUGUGCUAAAGGGGUGCUUCUUUGUUCUGAUCUCAGGGAAAUUGUUUUAUUAUCUCAGAAAAAAAUGUGAUCAAUUACUUAAUUAUCUUAAGAUACAAAGUAAACAAAUAAUAAGUUACUUAUUAAAUUGCAAGAAAACCAGUUAGUACAGUGUGAAUUCUGCUUUUGACUAAUAGCUUUAAAAUGAAAAAGAAACAAAACCUGAAAUUUCAAAUGUAGCUCAUUUCGACUUUUAAAAUAUUGGAUGGUAAAAAAAGAGAAAACAAAUUCAGAAAACAGUUAAAAUUCGAAUGGCUUGAUUCUGUCUUAAUGGUAAUAUCUGACAAUUCAACUUCACUUGACCUCCAUGUGACACUUGUGUGUGUUUUUGUGCUUUCGGUCAUUGAGCAAACCUGACUUAACUGUUUAAUUAACUCAUGUAUCCAUACUCCAUCUACAUCCACCUAAUACUAACACUACUGUUACACUAAUGUUAUGCUGUGUAAUUCAUUCAGAUUAGUACGUCAGUACUAAAUUUGGAGAUGUCAAAAGUUACACAUUUACAGUGAAUUGCUUUUUUUUUUGUAAUCUUUAUUAGCCGCAGAUGUAAAGACUGCCUGUGUAAUAAUCUCUGACAAUAGCUGCAUUGUGGCUUGGAUAUGCCUCUGCAGCUGUGCCAAUAACAUGUUUUCUUUGUUUUAUUCCAAAAGAAUGAAAUUUGUAUUAUAGCCAAAAGUUAAAGUGAUUAGCUCUGGUCAGUUAACUUUAAUCCAAUGUAUCUCAUUCCUAUUGGACAGUUUCAGUUUGAUUAUGUGUCUUUAUAAAUAAAUCUUAAAUAGCUUUGAGGAUUGUACACUGUCUUUUAUAAUGUUCUGCACUGAUGCCCAACACAAAGAUCACAGACUCUCAAUUUCUUUGUGAUUUGAGAAUAUUUCACACAGUGGGCUAAUUUGUUUUUUUUUGAAUUAAUAAAGAACACGUGAUUAUUUUACUGAUAUAAUUUACUAAUCACCUCUAGUAAUUCUCUAUUAAACCUUAAUUAUUACUUUUCAUUAUGUUAACUGUUAUGCUCACUGUGCUGUGUAUAAAAAUACCAUCGCAAGGAGAAAAUCCAUGUUUCUAUUUAUUACUGUUGCAGUUGUUUCCUCAUGCUGAACUGUGUAGGUUAAUAAGUGUAAAUGUGUUGUAAUAAAAUAAACUUUCACGUAAAUGUUC
Molecule: messenger RNA, 3792 nt
Organism: Astyanax mexicanus (Mexican tetra)
Lineage: Eukaryota; Metazoa; Chordata; Actinopteri; Characiformes; Acestrorhamphidae
Product: E3 ubiquitin-protein ligase TRIM39
Exons: 11
Coding region: 326-2110 (594 amino acids)
Molecular function (GO): zinc ion binding; protein binding
Source: RefSeq, a predicted model, not a curated record